Messenger RNA from Phytophthora nicotianae INRA-310, 498 nucleotides. RefSeq lists its product as hypothetical. The transcript has a single exon. The coding region runs from base 1 to 498 and encodes 165 amino acids. The record is from RefSeq and is a predicted model, not a curated record. NCBI's taxonomy places the organism in Eukaryota, Oomycota, Peronosporomycetes, Peronosporales, Peronosporaceae.
AUGCCGCCUGGUCGCCGUCGCAACACGGGUAACGGCGAUAAAGAGCUUACACAUGCUCGGACCUGCUUUAGCAAUAGCAGGAAGGUCGAGACAGUACUGUAUUUUGAGAAUCACCACGUUAACGAGCCGUUGGACAAGUUAUUUUCCGGCCUUGACGACCAUGCAAGAGAGCAGAAGCGCAAACUACUUAACCAGUGGCGCAAAGAGCGCGAAAAACUAACGCAAUUGUGUGCGACACCUCGUCUAGCUCGUUUGAAGUAUGUCCGCUCAUCUAACUACGCAACCAUCCUCCCUGCAGAUGCUGAACGUGAGUUAGUGCAGUGGAUAAACACUCUAAGGAAGGACGGAGCUCCGGUGAGCGCCAAAAUGCUGGAGCUACAAGCUAAGGAGACUGCAACGGACUACCAUGUAUCGCCUUUCAUGGCGUCAUGGCAUUGGAGGAAAGGGUUCAUGAAGCGCCAUCGUCUGAGUAUUCGUACCCAAACUAGGUAUCUUUAG